Phytomonas sp. EM1 is the source of this 2046-nucleotide messenger RNA. NCBI's taxonomy places the organism in Eukaryota, Euglenozoa, Kinetoplastea, Trypanosomatida, Trypanosomatidae. The record is from the annotation of a GenBank genome assembly.
AUGGCUACCGUGAGACCCGCCACUGGCAUGCGAGCGCCCAUGACGGGCUCAAUGCGACCUACUACAACGUCAGGCGGCGGCACCACCCUUGGCCGCAUCCAAGCGCAAGUUCAGGAAGGAACCUUCACUGCUACCGUAUACGGUUACAUCCGUGAUCACCAGUAUGCGGAAGCGGUGGAGCUACUGAUAACACAGCUAGAGGAAUUUCCGCGCAGCCGCGCGGCGCUCUCGUUAAUAGCGUACUGUUAUUACAUGAUGGGCGAAUAUAUGGAGUCGGCGAAGCUGUACGAGCAGCUCGUGCAUGUGUGCCCGAAUGUGGAAGAGUACCGUGUGUACUACGCCCAAGCCCUUUACAAGGCAGGUGCCUAUCAAGAUAGCACACGGGUUUCUAGCAUGAUAGAAUCUGAACAGUACAGUAUGCGGCUGACCAAGCUGCAGGCUGUCAUUGCUUAUGAGCAGGAGGACAUCCCGCAGACGAAGAGUUUUUUAGAAAAGUGCUCCAUCGAAGACCCCGAUACAGUGGUGCUGCAGGGAUGUGUGCUGUAUCGCGAAGGAAACUACGAAGGGGCACUGGAGAAAUUUCAGGAGGCUCAAAAUGCUCUUGGUGAUAAGCCGGAGCUUGUCUACAACAUCGCGCUCGCGCACUACCGAAUGCAGCAGUACGCGUUGUCACUCAAACACAUUGGUGAUAUCAUCAACAAAGGUGUGAAGGAGCAUCCCGAGCUAAAUAUUGGAAGCAACACGGAAGGUGUCGAAGCGCGCUCAGUAGGCAAUACACCGGUUCUCAAGGAGACUGCCCUGAUCGAAGCCUUUAACUUGAAAGCUGCGAUCGAGUUCCAGAUGCAGAACGUGAAUGCCGCCAAGGAGGCCCUAACGGAUAUGCCGCCGCGGCAAGAUGAAGAGCUCGACCCAGUGACGCUACACAAUACAGCUCUCAUCAACAUGAACGAUGACCCAGCAAGUGGUUUCAAGAAGUUCAACUUUCUUCUCCAAAAUCCACCUUUCCCUGUGGAAACCUUUCAAAACCUACUCCUCUUCUACUGCAAAUACGAGUACUACGACUUGGCCGCGGACGUUCUUGCCGAAAAUCAGCAUCUUGCGUGGCAAUAUCUCUCCCAUGACCAACAGUCUCUCUACGAUUUUCUGGAUGGUCUUAUAACCGCACAGACCUCACCAGCUGAGGCAUACCGAAAGUUCGAUAUCCUAGCCCAGAAACACGCGGAUCAGCUGCGGAAGAUGACCAAGAAGAUUCAAGAUGCGAAGCAAAAGCACGAUAAAGAUGCCGUGAAGUUGGCAGUGCGGCAGUACGAUGAUGCACUGGAAGAGUACAUCCCUAUACUAAUGGCGCAGGCUAACAUUUACUGGUGCCUCGAGAGCUACUCCAUGGUGGAAAAACUGUUUCGGCAGUCGGCUGAGUUCUGCUCCGAACAUGAUGUGUGGAAACUAAAUGUAGCGCACGUCUUUUUUAUGCAGGAAAAUAAGUUCCGGGAGGCCAUCCGCUACUAUGAGCCAGUGGUGGCCGCUAAUCAGGAGAAGAUCCUCAACUGCAGUGCUAUUGUCUUGGCCAAUUUGUGUGUUUCUUAUAUUAUGACAACUCAAAACGAAAAAGCCGAAGACAUCAUGAGACGCAUCGAGAGGGAGGAGGAAGCACUAACUUACAGCGACCCUGAGAAACAGCCUUUACAUCUUUGUAUUGUAAAUUUAGUGAUCGGCACCCUGUACUGUUCUAAAGGUAACUUUGAAUUUGGCGUAUCACGUAUUAUCAAAUCAUUGGAGCCGUAUCACCGAAAACUCAUGACGGACACGUGGUUCUACGCGAAACGGUGCUUUCUUGCGUUGGCUAUGCAUCUCGCAAAGCACAUGGUUGUUCUCAAAGACAGCACCUUUGAAGAGAUACUUUCGUUUUUUGGUCAGGCGGAUAACUACGGCGAGAAUGUGCCGGCCUUCACGCACCCAGAUCCGUCGAAGCAAGACAUGUCGUCGCGCAACUCUGUUCGAUGGGAAGCUCGGCAACUCAAGAAUUUGUACCUCAUCUUGCGCGAUUAG